Molecule: messenger RNA, 1852 nt
Organism: Hibiscus syriacus
Lineage: Eukaryota; Viridiplantae; Streptophyta; Magnoliopsida; Malvales; Malvaceae
Product: nucleobase-ascorbate transporter 1-like
Exons: 15
Coding region: 54-1643 (529 amino acids)
Biological process (GO): transmembrane transport
Cellular component (GO): membrane
Molecular function (GO): transmembrane transporter activity
Source: RefSeq, a predicted model, not a curated record
GGGCAUCACUGAGAGGCCAAUGCUUCUUUGCCUUUGCCUUUGCUCAUUGGCAUAUGAUUCUCUUUUUUGGCUUAACAGCAAUGGCAGAAAUAACCCAUCUUCCCAUGGACCAGCUUCAAGACCUUGAGUACUGCAUAGACUCUAACCCUUCUUGGGUUGAAACCACCCUACUAGCAUUUCAAAACUACAUCCUGAUGUUGGGUACAAGUGUAAUGAUCCCUUCGUUACUCGUUCCGGCAAUGGGUGGAAGCGAUAGGGACAAAGCAUUGGUGAUACAGACUUUGCUCUUUGUAGCUGCCAUUAACACACUUCUCCAAGCGCUUUUUGGAACAAGGCUGCCAGCUAUUGUUGGAGGCUCUUAUACUUAUGUUAUCCCAAUAGCCUAUAUAAUAAAUGACUCAUCAUUGCAACGGAUUACCAACCAACAUGAAAGAUUUAUACAAACUAUGCGAGCGACUCAAGGAGCUCUUAUCGUAGCCUCAAGCAUACAAAUUAUCCUCGGAUACAGCCAAGUUUGGGGUCUCUUUUCACGAUUUUUCAGCCCUCUUGGUAUGGCACCAGUGGUCGCAUUGGUAGGGUUGGGAUUGUUUCAGAGAGGAUUUCCUUUGCUAGGAAAUUGUGUUGAAAUUGGGCUGCCAAUGCUGUUGUUGGUGAUCGGAGUGUCUCAAUAUCUAAAGCACGUGAGGCCAUUAAGAGAGAUCCCUAUAUUCGAAAGGUUUCCUGUAUUAAUCUGUGUUGCAAUAGUUUGGAUCUAUUCCAUUAUACUGACUGCCAGCGGGGCUUAUCAUGACAAGCCAAUUGCAACUCAACUUAGUUGCCGUACUGACCGAGCAAAUCUCAUAUCGACUGCUCCAUGGUUCAAGUUCCCUUAUCCUCUUCAAUGGGGACCCCCUACAUUUUCAGCUGGACAUUCCUUUGCUAUGAUGUCUGCGGUUCUCGUGUCUAUGGUCGAGUCCACCGGAGCUUACAAGGCGGCAUCUCGAUUGGCUAUUGCAACUCCGCCUCCAGCUUACGUAUUAAGCCGUGGGAUUGGCUGGCAGGGGAUUGGCAUCAUGCUUGAUGGUCUAUUCGGAACGGUCACUGGUUCUACAGUUUCUGUGGAAAAUGUUGGACUCCUCGGACUAAGCCGUGUUGGAAGUCGCAGAGUGGUUCAGAUAUCUGCUGCCUUCAUGAUGUUUUUCUCUAUAUUGGGAAAAUUUGGUGCAGUGUUUGCAUCCAUACCAUUCCCAAUCUUUGCAGCACUUUAUUGUGUACUUUUCGGCCUUGUCGGUUCAGUAGGAUUGUCCUUUCUGCAAUUCACAAACAUGAACUGCAUGAGAAACCUAAUAAUAACAGGGCUGUCACUCUUCCUGGGGAUUUCCAUCCCACAAUUCUUCAAUGAAUAUUGGAAUCCGUCCCAUCAGGGCCUCGUUCACACGAAUGCUGGAUGGUUCAAUGCAUUCAUGAAUACGGUAUUCUUGUCGCCGGCGACCGUGGGACUGAUGGUGGCGGUGUUCCUGGACAAUACGAUAGAGGUGGAGAAAUCGAAGAAAGAUAGAGGGAUGGCAUGGUGGGUGAAGUUCAGAACAUUCAGAGGAGAUAAUCGGAAUGAGGAAUUCUACACUUUGCCUUUCAAUCUCAACAGGUUUUUUCCACCUACAUAAAUGAUAAAUCUUUGUGGGACUCGGGGCAUGCCAAUUGCACAUAUCUUCGGCUAAUCUAAUCCAAGUUUUGGAUUUUUUUUUUCUUCUCUUAAUCAGUUUUUGCAUGAGGUUUAUUAAUAUUCAAAACAACGAUGAAUAUGAUGAUUAAUGGGUCGUAGACGAUAAUUCUUGUAUUUUUUUCCUUAUCGUAAUUAUAUUUGAAAAUUGAU